This is a messenger RNA of Leguminivora glycinivorella, 4370 nucleotides long. RefSeq names its product chromatin-remodeling complex ATPase chain Iswi (gene Iswi). Lineage: Eukaryota; Metazoa; Arthropoda; Insecta; Lepidoptera; Tortricidae. Gene Ontology annotation, biological process: nucleosome organization; regulation of transcription by RNA polymerase II. Gene Ontology annotation, cellular component: chromatin; nucleus. The transcript has 17 exons. Gene Ontology annotation, molecular function: ATP-dependent chromatin remodeler activity; DNA binding; histone binding. Bases 179 to 3244 code for a protein of 1021 amino acids. The record is from RefSeq and is a predicted model, not a curated record.
GCAUUGCGUUGCGGUGGUUGUGGUUUGUGGUGUUGGUGUGGUCUUGUCUCGUCUGUGACUGACCGGCGCAGGUACAACGACGUUUGUAUCGUGAACAUAAUGCUAAUUGUUUUCUCGAAUUAAGUGUUAUGGAAUAAUUCGUGAUUUUGUACUUAUUUAACUAUUUAAUUCCGGAACUAUGUCACAAACCGAGGAACCCAUGGAAGUAGCAGAUGUUGGGGAGAAUUCCAAUGGCUCUUCAAGUGACACCACUUCAUCGAGAGGUAAAGAAGGCGACUUCGAAAGUAAAAUUGAAACUGACCGUUCAAAGCGAUUCGACUUUUUGUUGAAACAAACUGAAAUUUUCUCGCAUUUUAUGACAAACACACCAAAAUCUGGAAGCAGCCCUCCAAAAGCGAAAGCAGGAAGACCAAAGAAGAACAAAGAUCUUGAUACAUCUGGGUCUGCGAGCGAUCAUCGGCACCGCAAAACAGAACAAGAGGAAGAUGAAGAGCUGCUUGCAGAGACUAACACAAAGGUUAAGAGCAUCUUUAGAUUUGAGUCCUCUCCGCCAUACAUUAAGAAUGGAGAGAUGCGAGAUUACCAAGUUCGUGGCCUCAAUUGGAUGAUAUCACUUUAUGAAAACGGAAUUAAUGGCAUUCUUGCCGAUGAGAUGGGUCUUGGAAAAACUUUACAGACAAUAUCAUUGCUUGGUUAUAUGAAAAAUUUCAAAAACAUUCCUGGGCCACAUAUUGUGAUUGUCCCAAAAUCUACACUUACAAAUUGGAUGAAUGAGUUCAAGAAAUGGUGUCCGUCCUUGAGAGCUGUAUGUUUAAUUGGAGACCAAGAUACAAGGAACACAUUCAUACGCGAAACUCUAAUGCCUGGCAACUGGGAUGUCUGUAUCACGUCAUAUGAAAUGAUCAUUAGGGAGCGAUCAGUAUUUAAAAAGUUCACAUGGCGUUACAUGGUUAUUGAUGAAGCCCACAGGAUCAAAAACGAGAAGUCAAAGCUGUCGGAGCUGCUCCGGGAGUUCAAGAGUAUGAACAGACUGCUGUUGACUGGUACUCCGCUGCAGAACAAUCUUCACGAACUGUGGGCUCUGCUCAACUUCUUGUUGCCUGAUGUCUUUAAUAGUUCUGAUGACUUUGACUCAUGGUUCAACACAAAUGCAGCACUCGGUGACAACCAGCUAGUGUCUCGGCUGCACGCUGUACUGAGACCGUUCUUGCUCAGACGUCUGAAGUCUGAAGUGGAGAAGAAACUGAAACCUAAGAAGGAGGUGAAAGUAUAUGUGGGUCUGAGCAAAAUGCAGAGAGAUUGGUACACAAAGGUUUUAAUGAAGGAUAUUGAUGUUGUAAACGGAGCCGGCAAAGUGGAGAAGAUGCGUCUUCAGAACAUCCUGAUGCAGCUCCGCAAGUGCUGCAACCACCCGUACCUGUUCGACGGCGCGGAGCCCGGCCCUCCCUACACCACGGACGAGCACCUCGUCUACAACUGCGGCAAGCUCGCCAUCCUCGACAAGCUGCUGCCCAAACUGCAGGAGCAGGGCUCCCGGGUCCUUAUCUUCUCGCAGAUGACUAGGAUGCUGGAUAUACUGGAGGAUUACUGCCACUGGAGACAGUAUAAGUACUGCCGCCUGGAUGGACAAACGCCACACGAGGACCGCAACCGACAGAUCGAGGAAUACAACUCAGAGGGCAGCGAGAAGUUCGUGUUCAUGUUGUCUACGCGCGCCGGCGGUCUCGGCAUCAAUCUCACGUCUGCUGACGUAGUCAUUAUAUAUGACUCCGACUGGAACCCGCAGAUGGACUUGCAGGCCAUGGACAGAGCGCAUAGAAUUGGCCAGAUGAAGCAGGUGCGAGUGUUCCGUCUCAUCACAGACAACACAGUCGAGGAGAAAAUCGUAGAACGCGCCGAAGUGAAGCUACGCCUCGACAAACUCGUCAUCCAGUCCGGUCGUCUCGUCGACCAGAAGAACCAACUCAACAAGGAUGAAAUGCUCAACAUGAUUCGUCACGGCGCUAACCACGUCUUCUCCUCAAAGGAUUCUGAGAUCACUGAUGAAGAUAUUGAUACAAUUCUCGCAAAAGGCGAAACUAAGACUGAAGAGUUGAAACAAAAGUUGGAGAGUCUUGGUGAGUCUUCUCUGAGGGCUUUCUCCAUGGACACUCCGGGCGCCACGACAGAUUCCGUAUACCAGUUUGAAGGUGAGGACUACCGCGAGAAGCAGAAGAUCCUGCCGAUGGGCAGCUGGAUCGAGCCGCCGAAGCGCGAGCGCAAGGCCAACUACGCCGUCGACGCUUACUUCCGCGAGGCGCUGCGCGUCUCCGAGCCCAAGGCGCCCAAGGUGCAGGCGCCGCGACCGCCGAAGCAGCCCAUCGUGCAGGACUUCCAGUUCUUCCCGCCCAGGCUCUUCGAGCUGCUGGACCAAGAGAUCUACCACUACAGGAAGACUUUGGGAUACAAAGUGCCGCGCAACCCCGAGCUGGGCCCGGACGCGGCCAAGAUCCAGCGCGAGGAGCAGCGCAAGAUCGACGACGCCGAGGCGCUCACCGAGGACGAGGUGCAGGAGAAGGAGCAACUGCUCACGCAAGGUUUCACUACUUGGACCAAACGGGAUUUCAACCAGUUCAUUAAGGCUAACGAGAAAUAUGGCAGGGACGACAUCGAUAACAUCGCUAAAGACGUGGAAGGCAAGACUCCUGAGGAGGUUAUGGAGUACUCAGCAGUAUUCUGGGAGAGAUGUCACGAGCUGCAAGACAUUGACAGAAUAAUGGGGCAGAUAGAGAGGGGAGAAGCGAAGAUUCAACGAAGAGCUUCCAUCAAGAAAGCUCUGGACGCCAAGAUGGCGCGCUACAGGGCGCCCUUCCACCAGCUCAGGAUUUCGUACGGCACGAACAAGGGCAAAAAUUAUGUUGAAGAGGAGGACAGGUUCCUGGUGUGCAUGCUGCACAAGCUGGGCUUCGACAAGGAGAACGUGUACGAGGAGCUGCGCGCGGCCGUGCACGCGGCGCCGCAGUUCCGCUUCGACUGGUUCCUCAAGUCGCGCACCGCCGUCGAGCUGCAGCGCAGAUGUAAUACGCUAAUCACACUAAUCGAGAGAGAAAACCAAGAGCUAGAAGAGAAAGAACGCGCGGAAAAGAAGAAAAAGAGCGGUCCCGCGCAGAACACGCCCGGCAGCGCCACCAAGGGCGCCGCCGGCAAGCGCAAGGCCGACAGCGCGCCCGACUCCGCGCACAAACACAAGAAGAAGAAGAAGUGAGCGCGAGCCACGCCCGUCCGCCUCCGUACUGCUGUAGCCCGACAACAUUGUACUCAUUAAAGUGGCGAAAGGUAGACGUGCUAUUUAAUGCUCGACGCUGCAUUAGUCUUCGACAUGGCCACAUGUCAAAGUGACAAGGUACAAAUUCGAAUAUAGAAUAAUAUUCGACGUUCAAAUUUAACCUUUAUGACUUUGACAAGUGCCCAUGUCGAAUAUUAGCGCAGCGUCGAGCAGAAAACGGGGGCUACAGUAUUCCCACUAUUUGCUACAAUUUCUUGUUGGACUAUACAAGACUAUUAGUUUUGUAUGUUUUGUCCCUCUUCCAAAUAAGUUGAAAUAACAGAUGUCAAAUCAGUAGCGCGACUGUAAAAUAGGCAAUAGGCAUACACUCCAGGCGGUCUAGCACAACUUGCAUGUCGCGCGCGAGUCGAUGUAUGGACUUCAUGUAUGGACUCGCAGCCGAGAGCGUAAGUUGUGCUAGACCGCCUGGCCUAUACACACCUUUUAAAUUACGAAAAUUCUGGCGAUGCGAAUCAGCAAUACCGUGUGUACAAGCCGUACGAAUAAUGUCAACUUUUUAAAAAUCUGUUCCAUCUCUGGUCCGUGACGGCAGUAAUAGUUAAGAAUUUUCUUAUCGAAAUAGUGUGUUGAAUGAGUAUUGUAAUAAAUGGUGUGUGACUUCGAUCCGUGUCGACGUAGCUUUGAAUUUCAGUAUUUUGUAAGGUCCUAAUUUAUUUUCUGACAGAUCUGCACAAGUUAUAAAUGUCAAAAAAACGUGCCUGAAAUAUUAUGUAUAUCAAUUUAUGCUGUCAAUAUCAGGAAGGGUGUUAAUGAUUAUAUUCUGAUCAGAUUUUGCAUGAUAACGAAUGCAAGAAGAAAUUUCCACAAUGGAAAUGAGGCAUGAAACAGUACAAUAAUGAUUACCUGACAUAUUAAAAGUUUUAAAUAAUCAUCAUAUUUAAUGAUACCCUUCCAUCCCUCUGCUAUCCAGUGAGAUUAUCCAAAACGACGAGUGUGUGAUAUAAUAGAUAUUUGUGAAACAAUUAGAAUCAAGUGAUAUUUUUACCUAUGAAGUGUUAAUAAACAGGUCAUGAAAUUUUAUUACAAUAAAUGAUACUCAAUCCGU